AUGACGAACGUGUACUCCUUGGAUGGGAUUCUGGUGUUUGGUUUGCUCUUUGUUUGCACCUGUGCUUACUUCAAGAAAGUACCUCGUCUCAAAACCUGGCUGCUCUCAGAGAAGAAGGGAGUUUGGGGUGUGUUUUACAAAGCCGCUGUGAUCGGAACCAGGCUGCAUGCUGCUGUGGCAAUCGCCUGUGUUGUAAUGGCCUUUUACGUCCUGUUUGUAAAAUGAAUUCCAAAACAUCCAUCUCAUCAGCUGCCAACCAAGAGGAUGAGGGUGAAGAAACUGUCCGGGGCCUGGGCCCAGCGUAAGAGAGCUCAGCUAAAAUCAUCAAAGUCCCCAAGAUGACACCACAGAAUCUACCCCUACCAUAUGUGGGGAAAAUUCCUCAUGGUUACAAACAUUAUUUAUGCUUUAGGGGACUCCAGAAGGCCAACUUCCUUUGCUCUGUGUGUGAAUCAGUCCUCAGCAGAGAGCAUAUAAUGUCCAGAUAAAUUAAUAUCCCACGGUGAUAAGAUUACAUACCUCCUACAUAAAAACCUGUCACCUAUUCUGUUCUUCAGCCCAUCAUCAGGAUCUUUUCAAACUGAGGCUCAUUAGGGAAGGACAUAGGCUGUAUUCACACCUCUUGGAAGGAGAAUUUUCAAGACUUGACUUUUUUUUUUCACUGUUUGAUUUGGAUUUGGCAAAUUGGUGGGGGCAGGGUGAGUGGGUGGGGUGGAGAGGGGAGGAACAGGAGUU
Molecule: messenger RNA, 735 nt
Organism: Odobenus rosmarus divergens (Pacific walrus)
Lineage: Eukaryota; Metazoa; Chordata; Mammalia; Carnivora; Odobenidae
Gene: TMEM167B
Product: transmembrane protein 167B
Exons: 3
Coding region: 1-225 (74 amino acids)
Source: RefSeq, a predicted model, not a curated record